AUGUGGAUUAACAAUAAUAACAACAACAACAAUAAUAAUAUUAAUGAAGAAGAAAAACUAAGAGGAACAUCAACAACAACAACGUUAUUAUCUACAGAUAAAGAUAAUCAACAAAAUUUUAAUUUAAAUAAUCAAUUUUCUAAUCAUCAACAACAACAAAAUAAUAACCAUUUAUGCCCAAUUUAUGAACAACAAAGAGGAAUACCAACAAAUUUACAACAAAAACAACAACAAAAUUUAAAUAAUUCUGGUAUUCAUAAACACCAACAAAUGGCUAAUAAUGUGCCUUCUGGAAGAUAUCAGGUAAAUUUAAGGAAAAUAUGUAUUUAG
Messenger RNA from Meloidogyne enterolobii, 330 nucleotides. The record is from the annotation of a GenBank genome assembly. Lineage: Eukaryota; Metazoa; Nematoda; Chromadorea; Rhabditida; Meloidogynidae.